Molecule: messenger RNA, 1386 nt
Organism: Balaenoptera ricei (Rice's whale)
Lineage: Eukaryota; Metazoa; Chordata; Mammalia; Artiodactyla; Balaenopteridae
Gene: EMC3
Product: ER membrane protein complex subunit 3
Exons: 8
Coding region: 184-969 (261 amino acids)
Biological process (GO): protein folding in endoplasmic reticulum
Cellular component (GO): membrane; EMC complex
Source: RefSeq, a predicted model, not a curated record
CCGGAAGCCGGCGGCCGCGCGGCCCGGCGGGGGGCAGGGCGCAAGGGCAGAGGCUGAGGUGGGGUUCCGGGCUCGCCUGGCUGAGGGGCGUGAGAAGGCCCGGAGGCGAACUCGACGAGCAGACCUGCGCCCCGGUGAAGAUCGACCCGGCUACAAGUGGCCGGGAGCCGGCUCUCUGUGAAGAUGGCAGGGCCGGAGCUGCUGCUCGACUCCAACAUCCGCCUCUGGGUGGUCCUGCCUAUCGUUAUCAUCACCUUCUUCGUGGGCAUGAUUCGCCACUACGUGUCCAUCCUGCUGCAGAGCGACAAGAAGCUCACCCAGGAACAAGUCUCCGACAGUCAAGUCCUAAUUCGAAGCAGAGUCCUCAGGGAAAAUGGAAAAUACAUUCCCAAACAGUCUUUCCUGACACGAAAAUAUUACUUCAACAACCCAGAGGAUGGAUUUUUCAAAAAAACUAAAAGGAAGGUUGUUCCUCCUUCUCCUAUGACUGAUCCCACUAUGCUCACAGAUAUGAUGAAAGGCAAUGUCACAAAUGUCCUCCCUAUGAUUCUUAUUGGUGGAUGGAUCAACAUGACGUUUUCAGGCUUUGUCACAACCAAGGUCCCGUUUCCACUGACCCUCCGUUUUAAGCCUAUGCUACAGCAAGGAAUUGAACUACUCACAUUAGAUGCCUCCUGGGUGAGUUCUGCAUCCUGGUAUUUCCUCAAUGUCUUUGGGCUUCGGAGCAUUUACUCUCUGAUUUUGGGCCAAGAUAAUGCUGCUGACCAAUCACGGAUGAUGCAGGAACAGAUGACUGGAGCAGCCAUGGCCAUGCCUGCCGACACCAACAAAGCUUUUAAGACAGAGUGGGAAGCUUUGGAGCUGACGGAUCACCAGUGGGCACUAGAUGAUGUCGAAGAGGAGCUCAUGGCCAAAGACCUCCACUUCGAAGGCAUGUUCAAAAAGGAAUUACAGACCUCUAUUUUUUGAAGACCAAGCAGGGGUCAGCUGUGUCAGGAACUCGGAGUAGCGCUUAACCUUGUAACUUUUGUUUGACCUGGAGCCUCUCGGAAUAAAAAGGGGGAUGCGUGAGCUGGCGGGUGUGCAGCAAGGAUUGUUCUUGUCUGAGCCGGGUUCCCCUUUAUGUUUGAAACCAGAAGAAACAUGAGGAGUGUGUGCUGGGUGACUUGCCCAGAAACAACGAGUUUUGAAAUGUUUAAAGUUUUCCUUCUGGUGACUCUAGUAAUAAAAGUAAGACAGGGGGAGAAACUCAAGCUAGUGAUAAUAUAUAAAACUUAGCAAAAAUUCAGGAAUUUCAGAAAAAGUGUUGUCGAUUAAACCUAAUGAUUAUGUACAGUCACUCUGACUUCUAAACCAUAGUAAACGCCUGUUUUCUUGGGAUCCAAA